AUGCAUAUCCAAAUAAACCUUACACUCCUCCUGGCAGCCGUCUCGGCGCUGGCCCAGAGCGUCUGCCCAACAGUGACGCGCACCGAGCUGGCCAGCACAUGCACCACGCGCCGCUGCAACGCCGACUGCUCGCUGAUCACUACCGUGCAGAAUCCCUGCGGCUGCCCGCCAUCGGUGCCGACCGCCACGCUCGUCGCGCCCUGCCAGGCAGACUGCCCCUACAACGGCUGCGCAGUUGAGUUCCGCACUCUGAACCAACCCUGCCAGCCCACAAGCAGCACGACGUCGACGAGGCGGGCAACUAUCACCACCACCACGCGGCGCUGGCGGCCCACGACCGCUUCGCGAUCAACCUCGACCUCGUCUUCGAGGCCCAUCGUCACCGCCAGCGUCACGCAGCUGCCGACUCGACCGCCCGUUAUGACGCCCUGCCCGACCGUCACGAUCAGGACUCAGCCGGCCGACUGUCCCAUCGUCCGCUGUCCCGUGCCCAACUGCGUCACCCAGACGCAGCUGCGGUUGCCGUGUGGGUGCUCGCAGCCGCGUACGCUUUUGUCUGUGGAUGGUUGCCAGUCCGAAUGUCCUGGGGGCUGUAUGACGCGCACACAGACGGUGAGCGAAGCUUGUGAAGCGCCUUGA
This is a messenger RNA of Pyricularia pennisetigena, 639 nucleotides long. RefSeq lists its product as uncharacterized. The record is from RefSeq and is a predicted model, not a curated record. The coding region runs from base 1 to 639 and encodes 212 amino acids. Lineage: Eukaryota; Fungi; Ascomycota; Sordariomycetes; Magnaporthales; Pyriculariaceae. The transcript has a single exon.